CUGGUCGUUGAAAAAACGAGCUCAGUCGUGAAAGGUACUUGGGAAAAGCGUGUCCGUCUGUCCGCGUUAACAAAUACGAAACAAGUGAGUUAGUGUGGAAGAGGAAGAGGAAGAAGGAGAAUGACGAUAAUGCGUAGCGAAUAAAUGCAUUUCAAACAAUGCUAGCAAAACGAUUGACCGAUUGAGCACAUUUCGGCGACUGUAACAAAAUUGAAAACCCAUUAAAAGAGAGAGAAUCGAAAACUGCCUGUGAGCAACGCAAAUGGAAAAUCUGUAAAUGAGAAACUUAGAGUUGUUGUGUUAUUGUGUAGUUGUUGACGCCAACCGGUCUCGUGUUAAGCCCGACUUGGGUGCGUGCAGUCGCCAAUCGCAGCGCGAUUUGAGCUUUGUAGUGCUCAACGGUCAGCAACAUUCACUGUGAUUUGCACAUACAAACACACAAGCGUACAUAUUACAUAAGGUGAAGCGCCGUGCAUGAGGUGACGUCUGAUGAGCGUUGACUGUGUCACUGCGACUAAUGCUGAUCUGAAUCUGAGUGAGCAAGAUUUCUAAAUACUUCAAGCGGACACAAAUAAAUUGUUGCCAACUUCAUUCACAUCAGCAAAGCGUAGCCCGGCGGUGUGACAGCGCAUUAGUGGCACUGUGAAGGACGCAGGGAUACACACUCACACUAACACAACAUUAGUGACAAAUAGUCAGCGACUAGCAGUCAGUCCCUGGUAGUCGAUGUGUAAGCGCACGUUCCUCAGUGGCUGGCGCGGAGUCAAACUGCAACCCACAUGCAAGGCGCGGAAAAUGAAUAUAGGGAGUUUACGCAGCAUAUAGACACGCCUGUGAGUGCUUUGCUACCGCGAGCGGAAGCACGCCACAUGGAAGCAGCGCUCAUGUCAACGGCAACAGAGGCACAGUCAGUUUCAGUUGCAUCUCAGAAACAGCUGCAACCUCAACACUAUCAAGAAGAACCAGAAGCAAAGCCAAAAUCCCAGCCAAAGAAGUUGAAUGCAGCGAGUCCCUAUGUAAUAGAAAUCGCUGAUGAUGACAUGAAUGCAAAUUAUCCGCCCAAAGCACAUAAAGAUGGAACCACAGACAUGACUGCACCACAACCGGCGCGUCAGAAUCUCUGCACAUGUGUGCGCAGCGCAAGCAAUGCGGCAAUUGUGUUGCGCGUCCGCUCGAAUUUAGGCAACGCCAGCGAAGGUCCCUGCUCACUUUCCGCCCAAUGUCAGGCGUUGUCACCGUCAGCGACUCUGACUAGCACUGUUCCUGUUGCAACAGCGUGCGCUACAGUUAGACCGGAAACGUUGGCGACAAAUCAGAGCUCAUGCUGCACUGUCUGUUGCUCGCUGGUGGUGCUGGGUAUGGCGCGAGACGAUGAACAGGAGGGGAAAAAGCAUUUGGCAGACUAUCCGCACUGCUGGCCGCCGCCACUGUUCAUUACGCUGGUGUCGCUUCUGGAGAUUGGCGUCUUCGUAUACGAUUACAUGACAGUCAAAAUGUCUGUGACAGCGGUGCCGGUUACGAGGGCCACAGACGUUAGUGCGAACAAACCGUUCAUAGCGAGUGAGUCGUCGUUUAUCUAUCGGCCAGAUCGUCGUCUGGAGAUUUGGCGCUUCGUCUCUUACAUGCUGUUGCACGCGAACUGGUUCCACCUGAGCUUCAAUGUGGCCACGCAGUUGCUGUACGGAUUGCCCUUGGAGUGGGUGCACGGUUCGGCGCGCAUUGCCAUCAUCUAUUUGGCUGGCGUAUUUGCCGGAUCGCUGGGCACCAGUGUCGUCGACUCGGAUGUCUAUUUGGUGGGCGCCAGCGGAGGCGUCUAUGCGCUACUGGCCGCAUAUUUUGCGAAUAUUUUGCUGAAUUUCGGUCAAAUGCGCUACGGUAUGGGACAACUGGUGCGAGUCGUCGUAUUCGUUUCCUGGGAUCUCUGCUAUGCAGUCUACAAUAAGUAUUACAACAAUAAUAACAAUAAUAAUGCUACACAUGCAAUAGUCAAAACCACAGCAACAAUUUCGUAUAUCGCUCACCUGAGUGGCGCGUUGGCGGGCUUCACAAUGGGUCUGCUGUUGCUAAAGAAUUUCGACAGUCCUCACGCGUCAUCAUCGAAAACGCUGUGGUGGCUGGCGCUGAGCGUCUAUGCGGCUUUUAUGACAUUCGCGAUAGCGUUCAACCUCGUCAACACGGUCACUGCACAAAUGCUCGAGGCUGAGGGUGAGGUGGUUGAGCAGCGCUUACUUCAUAAUUUGGGCAUUACAUAAGCGCCCAUAACAACAUAGGCGAAAAUUAGUUAACAUCUAGCUUAAAAAUUAAUUUAUGGCUGAUUAAAUAGGUUAGAAAACAUUUUCAAUUGAAUAAAAAAUUGUGUUACUGCGAUUUUGGGUAUUUGAGUUUCUUGAGUUUCAGAAAUGGAAGUAUAAGGCAAAAUUAAUUUUAGAUUUCAAAAUAUCUUUAGUUAGAAAGUAGGUAAAUUCCAACUUUUUAAAAACUUUGUUCUAUGAAAAACCCUCUGUCACCUAUGACCAGAGUAAUUAAAAAGUCUCUUCUAAAAAAUUUCUCUUAAUAUAUUAUUUUACAAAUGCAGUGCUAGGUAACGCAUACCCGAAAUCUUAGUACUUUUUGUGAGUCUAAGCGGACCGACCGUGCGUUUUGUUAACUACCAGUUUCCGAACAGCAAAAAAAAAAACUAAAUUUUUCUCAAUUGUGGAAACGCGAAUUCAAUAUUUCUUUACGUAUACCCAUAAUCUUAAAGUUUUGAACACUUCGAGACAGCUUUUACAAAAAUGUAAAUACUUCGAUGGCGCAGACUGACUAAGAGACCAGAUUCAAAAUAUGCGCGAAAAAUAAAUAUCUAGCUCAGAAAAAAAUCUCCUGAAUAUGUUCUUCAACACAAGCAGCAUUUCUACGGUCAAAAAUAUGCUAAUUUCUGUUUGUGUUGUUUGAAGCUUUCAUUCACCUUUCACUUUUCUACUACCCCUGAUUACUACUACUGAUUACUACUACUCUAAUCGAAUAUAUAAUAUUAUAUGUACGUGCAUACGUAUGUAGGUAUGCUUGGCUGUAAGACCUGAAAUGAAUGAAAUACUUAGAUCCGAAUGCAUUGACAGCUUUUAAGCUCCUAGUACUUCAAUAUUAUUUUACGUGCUGUAAUUUCGCAGAGUCUUGCUUCGCAAUCGAAAUGAAUUCAUUUAAUUCUAAAACAAAAAUGUGAAGUAAACGAAUUUUCUGUGAUUGCUGCCAAAGACCGAAGUGAAUUCAAUAAAAAUGAGCAAUUUAAUUGAAAUGCAAAUACAAGUGAGUGUAAGUGAAGUAUUUAAUGUAAAACAUAAACACACAUACACACAUACACACAAAAGUAAUAAUCGGGUCUCAGCGGGAUAUUAUGUAAGAACUCCUAAAAGUAUUAAAUAACAUUUCUAUGUGGAAUGGAAUUAUUUAAUUUAGAUAUUUAUUGAGAUGUUCAAGAUGUGCAUGUUUGAAUAAUUAUAACCAUUUUAAAUUUAUAAGGGUUGAAAUAAACGAAUAUUAACA
Bactrocera oleae (olive fruit fly) is the source of this 3522-nucleotide messenger RNA. NCBI's taxonomy places the organism in Eukaryota, Metazoa, Arthropoda, Insecta, Diptera, Tephritidae. The record is from RefSeq and is a predicted model, not a curated record.